AUGGCCACCCACGCCGAUCGCAUCAAUCCUCUCCGCGCCCAAAUCGCCCGCUUUCACGAAACCCGCACUCCCUUCCGCAUAUACCACGGCAGCACCAAUUCCACCCGCAAUGCCAGUCUCACCCCUACCAAUACUCUCAGUACCGCUCACCUUACCAAUGUCCUCUCCGUUGAUCAUGCUGCCAAAACCAUCCAGGUGGAGCCCAACGUCCCAAUGGAUGCUCUCCUGAAUGCUACGCUCGCCUAUAACCUCGUCCCACUGGUCGUCAUGGAGUUUCCCGGCAUCACCGCAGGCGGGGGUUUCUCCGGCACCUCCGGCGAGAGCAGUUCCUUCCGACACGGCUUCUUCGAUGCCACAGUGACUCGCAUUGAGAUAAUUCUUGGUAAUGGGGAGAUUCGUACGGCCUCCCGUACCGAAAAUGCGGAAUUGUUCAAUGCCGCAGCUUCCGCGUUCGGUACCAUGGGCGUGAUCACCAUGCUGGAGAUCCAAUGUCGCGACGCUAAGUCGUUUGUCGAAUUGUCCUAUAUUCCGGCUCGUAGCAUUAGCGAUGCGCGGCAGAUAUUUCAUGAGAAGACCCAGGACCCCGAUGUUGAUUAUCUGGACGGCAUAGUCUUCGCCAAGGACCAUGUAGUGGUAUGCGCGGGGCGACUGAGCGAUGGUUCUCUCUCGAAAGACGACAAGACACAGAGAUAUAAGGUUCAACACUUCACCCGUCCCCACGAUCCCUGGUUCUAUCUCCAUGCUCAACGCUCCGGGCGUGUAACGCCCCCAUCUUCAGCCCCCGUAGAACCAACGACCGAGCUCGUGCCCCUUCCUGACUACCUCUUCCGCUACGACCGUGGUGCCUUCUGGACCGGCCGCUACGCCUACAAAUACUUUAUAACACCCUUCAAUCGCAUUACCCGCUACCUCCUCGACUACUUCAUGCACACGCGCGUCAUGUACCACGCCUUGCACGCCAGCGGACACUCCAAUCAAUACAUCAUUCAAGACGUAGCCGUUCCAUACUCCUCUGCAGACACCUUCGUCACGUGGCUCGACGAGCCAGAGAACUUUGGCGCAUACCCAAUCUGGCUCUGUCCUCUCAAAGUCACUGACAAGACCAGCACAAGUAACCCCCAAAUCAUCGGCCGCGGAAAACCCUCCCAUCCCUCUUCCUCAUCAGCAGAGAAGGAGGAAGAUGAAUACCUCCUCAACUUCGGCCUCUGGGCGCCCUCCCCCUACCGCGGCGCCCAAUUCAUCGCCCAAAAUCGCCGUCUCGAGCACAAAGUCCGCGACCUGGGCGGCAAGAAAUGGCUGUACGCGUGCGCGUAUUAUACGGAGGACGAGUUCUGGGACAUAUACGAUCAGAAGCGGUAUGAUGCCCUCCGGGAGAAGUACCAUGCGGGCUACUUGAAGAAUCUGUAUGAGAAGGUGAGAGUGGAUUUGAAUCCUUCUGCUACGGAGAAGGAAAGGCAAGCUGGGAUGGGAUGGGGACAGUGGGUUGGGAAUGUGAUGUGGAAUGUGUGGCCGGUGAGUGGGUUGUAUGGGGUGUAUCGGGCGUGGUGGGGAGGUGAGUAUUUGUUGAAGAAGGGGAAGUAG
This is a messenger RNA of Aspergillus luchuensis, 1581 nucleotides long. RefSeq lists its product as uncharacterized. NCBI's taxonomy places the organism in Eukaryota, Fungi, Ascomycota, Eurotiomycetes, Eurotiales, Aspergillaceae. The transcript has a single exon. Gene Ontology annotation, cellular component: cytoplasm; membrane. The coding region runs from base 1 to 1581 and encodes 526 amino acids. The record is from RefSeq and is a predicted model, not a curated record. Gene Ontology annotation, biological process: steroid metabolic process. Gene Ontology annotation, molecular function: FAD binding; Delta24(24-1) sterol reductase activity.